Messenger RNA from Plasmodium adleri (nom. inval.), 915 nucleotides. Its product is annotated as mitochondrial carrier protein, putative. Lineage: Eukaryota; Apicomplexa; Aconoidasida; Haemosporida; Plasmodiidae. Gene Ontology annotation, molecular function: tricarboxylate secondary active transmembrane transporter activity. Bases 1 to 915 code for a protein of 304 amino acids. The transcript has a single exon. The record is from RefSeq and is a predicted model, not a curated record. Gene Ontology annotation, biological process: alpha-ketoglutarate transport; mitochondrial citrate transmembrane transport. Gene Ontology annotation, cellular component: mitochondrion.
AUGAGUAAUGAUUUAAUAAAUGGUUCUAUUUUGCAUUGUUUAGAAACAGCUAGUUUGGGUAUGCCCCUGGAAGUAUGGAAAACAAGAAUGUGUGUUUACAGAAAUGAAAAUACAAUUAAAUCAUUUAAGAAUAUAUAUAAUAAAGGGAUAGGUCAAUUUUAUGCUGGUUUUUAUGCAAAGUUAAUUGAAAGUGGUAGUAAAGGGGCAGUUUUAUUAUUAUCAAAAGAACAAAUAAUAAAAUUUUGUAAUGAUAUGAAUAUUAAUAAGACAACUAGUGGUUUUAUUGGUGGAGCAUGUGGGGGUAUAUUCCAAUCAUUAGUUAUGACACCAUGUACAUUUUUCAUAACUGCUAGUAUUGAUAAAAAAAUUAAUUAUAAAGAAAAAUUUAUACAUAUAUUUAAAAAUACUGGAAUUACAACUUUAUAUAAAGGAAACACUGCUAUGUGUUUAAGGCAAGGGACAAAUUGGGCUAGCAGGCAAGGAAUUACUGAAUGGAUAAGAAAUAUAGUUAUGGAAAGAAAAAAAAAUAAUAAAAAUAAAAAUGAAGAUAUAAAUAAUAUAAAAGGUGUGAUUUUUUCUGGAAAUGAAAUCACAAUAAAUAAAAUACAAAAUAAUAAUAAUAAUAAUACAAGUCAAAAUAAAUCAACAGAAUUAACAACAAGUGAAGAACUUUUUUGUGGAAUUGUUGGAGGUGCUCUUUCUGUUUGGAAUAACCCUUUUGACGUUGUUCGGGUUUAUAUGCAGAAUAAUGCAAAUAAAAAUAUUAAGUUAACAUUUUUUCAGUCAUUUAUUAAUUUAUAUAAAGAAGGAGGUAUUCUAUACUUAUAUAAAGGUGUUAUACCUCGAUGUUUCCUUUGUAUAUGGCAAACAUUAUUUAUGGUUACUGGCAUAAAAAUAUUAAAUAAAUAUUUUUAA